Molecule: messenger RNA, 3044 nt
Organism: Epinephelus fuscoguttatus (brown-marbled grouper)
Lineage: Eukaryota; Metazoa; Chordata; Actinopteri; Perciformes; Serranidae
Gene: lg10h1orf52
Product: linkage group 10 C1orf52 homolog
Exons: 3
Coding region: 130-795 (221 amino acids)
Source: RefSeq, a predicted model, not a curated record
UUUGGAGGCUGAUUCAAAAUGGAGUAGAUCUUACAGGUCCAAAUCCAACCGAAUAGCAUUAUCCUCAUCUCUUUGUAGUGUAUACGUUCACAGGUCGUCACUCGUUAGAGAAUUACUAACUCCUGCACAAUGACAGAAGAAAAGAAGUCCGGCUCUUUGGGUUUCUUUUCGAGUUACGACGAUUUGAGCGACAGCAGCGACGGCAGCGACUCAGACGAGGAGGGAGAAAGUAGAAAGAAGAAACCGGACUCAGAGGCUACGGGCAGCGGAGCUCAGUCCUCCCAACAUGGGACCAAACGAGCCGCUGGUGGAGCUCCGUUACCCAAACCUGACGAGCUGUUCAGCUCCGUGUCCAAGCCUGCGUUUCUCUACAACCCGUUGAAUAAGGAGAUAGACUGGGACACCCUCACGGUCAAAGCUCCUGAAGAGCCUGCCAGAGAGUUUAAGCCAUGGAAGACAAAUGCUGUACCACCUCCUGAGAGCUACACCACAGAGCCAGAGAAGAAGAAGGGAGCUCCCCCAGGCAUGGAUAUGGCUAUAAAGUGGUCCAAUGUGUAUGAGGACAAUGGGGAAGAUGCACCACAGCCUUACACCGGCAACGCUCGUUUCUUACCUGCAGAGGAGGAACCCCCUGUAUCAGAUGAGGAAUCAGAGAAGCAAGAAACGUCUGCUAAGAAACGUCGAGUGGAGACCUUCCAGCAGAAGGAGAAGAGGAAGAGGGACAUGGGACAAGCGACUUCUGACAAGAAUUUCGUCGAGGAGGAGAAAAGGAUCCUCAGGCAAAGUGCUGAUUGAGGCUUAAACCCUUCUGCAACAGGGAAUCUCUUUGUUAUUUAAGUAUUUUUAUGUAAACCAGAAACGCUCACAGAUAUUAGCACAAUGUUCAACUAGGUGGUAUGCUGCAAACACAAUCAGGUGUUUCACCUAUUUGUUGAUAUUAUUUGCAAUAUUAUAUUUGUUUAGUGUUCAAAGGACUGUCUGUCAGCACACUUAAAAAAGUUAAGUAUAUGACAGUCCCACUGUAAAAUGUUCAAUUUAAAAACUUAGAUUCUGGUAAAUCUCUGCGGACAGUUAAAGGAGAAUUUGGGUGUUUUACAUUCUGGAUUGUGUUUUCAUUGUUUGGUCAGGAUAUCAUGAGACACAGCUUUAUGAUGCACACAGGGCAUACCAAACAAGUAAUUAGACAGGUUUGGUCCCAGUUUGGCAUUACCUUAUCUUUACUUCUGAAUAUGUAGUCUAUACAAUAAGAUGAAAUGAGACUUGUCUAAAUCUACACAAUUGCUCUUGUUUGAGUCCCUUAGUCUUUGCAAAAAGGUUAGUGAGUAAAAUGUUUUCAUCACCAAGAAGCAUAAAAGCCCAAAACUACAACAAAUGAUUGAUUAGCCUGAUUUGACACAGUGAACAUAAGCCCAGUUUCCACCAAACACAGUAUGGUACCUUUGGAACCAAAAAGUAAUUCUUCAGACAUGGUACCUAGACCCUAGUGUUUCCACUGCAAACAGUACUCUUAAAUGUGGGCGGUGUUGUUGUCACUCACUGCUCCAUUCAACACUCAAUAUAUUUUUCCAUUACCAGUGACACAGAUGGAAGUCUGCACCUUGUUUAUCGUCCACAGAACAAAGCUGCACACUGACAUUUUCAGAACAAGAUAAAACAGGCUGGAGUGAGAAUCUUUCUCGGUGGGAUAUUUCGAAAUAGUGGAUUUGUGCAUUUAGUCCUUCUAAAGCAAGCGCAGUGGUUUAGUGUUGCCAGAGCCCACAGGAACGACUCUCCGCAACGCUUUUUUUUCCUCUGAGUGAGGAUUAAUAUAUAUAUAUAUGCAGUUCAUUUAACAGGGUCACAAUUGAUAUAUAUUUUUACGUUUGAAGAUUCAUUAGUUUAAGACUCAUUACUAAAAGUGUAUGUCAUCCAAGAGAGACAAUAAAAAUUCAUGGAGUCAAAGUUGUCACAGAUGGAUUCCCGUUGUCAGCUUAUGCACUGAGCAACAUAACAAGUUCCACCUUAAAAGUUGCCAGCAGUUGGCCCAGUGAAUUAAGUUUUCUUUUCUCCGACUCCAGCUGUUGUGAGAGGCAGCAAAAUAUAGCUACAGUUUACUAAUAUAUAUAAAACUUGCCACGGUAUGUACAGUGGUCACAUGAGCCUCAAAACGAGCCACAACUCAGCCCUGAGCCAAGUGACCUUCCACUACUAACCAAUCAACAGACUGCAGUGUUCACAGCUCCACCUUUUAGUACCAGAUCUGUGUGCUAGGUACCCCAACAGACCAAAAAUGGUAAUGGUAUGGAACUGUUCCAUUGGUACCAUCCACAACCUUUCACAGUAGAAACAGAAAAAAAUUUACUGAACUGUACUGCUUGGUGUAGACCAGGCUAUUUAGGCUUUGCCUCCUGUUUGCUUUAAUUUAAUGAGCUAAAAUACGACUGACGUCCAGCCGUGGUGAUUUUUGAUUUUGGUCUGUGUUUGUCUUGUAUUACAAACUAUCACCACAGAUAUAUAUGAAUUAUGCAUUUGUGUUGUGUUAAUGUGGUGAUUUUCCUUAAAAAAUGUAAUUUGCUGUAAAUUUGUUGAAAUUAUAUUUAAAAAUGAGCUUGUUCUUCCUGCUUGUGGGCACUAGAUGUCGCCCUUAAGCUACACUAGUGAACACCCCUUUCAUGUUUUGUACUGAAGUCUGCUGCACAUGUUGGGCACCCAGUUUACAACCAGGGUCGGUCUACAUGCUGUCAGUCAGAGGGGGAGUUCUGAUCUUCGAUUUGGAAGUUUGUCUCAUCUCAGUUCUUUUGAGAUACUUGAUGCAUUCAGACUGUUUAUUCAGUCUCAUGUACCUGGUAUUACACAACACUUCACAUCUGUGUGAAAUAAAACCUCUUGCAUGUUUAGUACUAUAAAAGAAGACUUUUGGAACAUUGUACUGUUUUAUGGACCUUUUGUUUCCUGCCAGCAAAUCUGCUUAUUCGGUGUGAACAGUUGUAUAUGAAUAAUUUUGUAGUUUGUUUUUAGUGUUACAAUGUUCGUCAUAAACCACUGAGGCAAUAAAAGGUAUUUUA